UCAGUCGCAGUCGCAGUCGUCAACAGAGCUCAGUCCGGUUUUGGAGCCCCCAACGUUGAGCGCGACUCGCGGAUUGCAGCAGUAGUUGUUGUUUUUAUCGUUGUUGAUAUUUAUUGUUGCCGUUGCCGCAGUCGCUGCCGCUGCCUAAAAAAUCCCAUUUCCCCAUAAAUAUCCAAGUGCGUCUCCGUGUGCAUGCGAAAAAAUUAAAUAGCCGACGGCUCUCAAGUGCAUUUUGUGUGCGAAUUUCAAACUAAACAACAAAUCAUAUACACAUAAACAGAUGCAGCUGAAUAAAACUAAAUAUAUGAUCAAUAGUGUCCAAAACUGAACUGGAAACAAACCUGGUUGCUGGUGCUACUCGUCUUAAGGGGCAACAACUCGGCGUAAUUGAAAUUGAAUCUCUGCUUGGUGGAGGCGUUAACUAGACAAGACGAAACGACCAGGAUGGUGCUUGUGCUGAACGGUGUGCUGCAGGAUGACUGCCCGAUGGAUACAAACAGCCUGUUCCUACAGCACCCUGUCUAUAGAGACUAUGCACAACAGCUGCACUCCAUACAGGCCAAGUCUGUUGGCCCAGUGGGUCUGCUCUAUGUGGGACAGCGGGAGCUGGCCGCUGCCGCACCGCACGACAAGAACAUCAACAUCAUUGGGGCCGACGAUGCCACCACCUGUAUUAUUGUUGUUGUGCGGCAUUCAGGCUCUGGUGCUGUGGCAUUGGCGCAUUUCGAUGGCAGCGGCGUGGAUGAAGCCGUUUGCACAAUGGUGUCGCGUGUCCAGGAGCUGGCACUGGGCUAUCCGGAAGGACGCAUUGAGUUGCAGCUGAUUGGUGGCUAUCGGGACUCGCAAGGCUAUGGCGAGGAUGUCUUCUAUAGCAUUAUGCAAUCAUUCCACAAGCAUCACCUCGAAAUCGAUUUGACGCAGGCUUGCGUGGGCGAGUUGAACACAAUGCUGCGCGGCGAGAUCAAUUGCCCCAUCAUCUAUGGUGUGGGCGUUAACAUCAAGACUGGCGAGAUUUUUCCGGCCUCCUUUCCGGACCGAGGACCCGAUCGACAGCUGCGCGACGCGCGCAUUUUUAUGGGCUCACAGACGGUGCUGGACGUUUAUGACUCGACGCUGGGCAUGCUGCGCAUCGGACCCUUCAAUUAUGAUCCAUUGCGUGGCGCCGACUUGUGGCUGUCGCAAACAGAUGAGUUUCUGCUGCAGCAUUUGUCCUCCAGUCCCGACGUGGAGCCGCCGCACUUUGCGCCACAGAUGCGUGCCACCAUUCGAUUUAUACAGGAGAACCAGUUUCCCGCUGUCACCGUUUUCAGGGAUAAUCGACCCCGUUAUUAUAGACGCGAUGAUGCCACGGGCUGCUGGGUUUUGGUUAGAUAUUAAAGCUUAAUUAAGUUCUUAGUUGUUACGCAAGUAGUGAAAACCGUUUUCUUGUCGGAGAACUCCCUAAUACAUCUCUACAUCACAUACUGUCAAUCAGUCAUCAAUCGGUGCAUGUGUUAUUUUCGUAAUUUCGUACUAUACCACCCGAUUCCCGGUUCCCGAUUCUUGAUUCAUGUGUGUGUGUGCUUGUACUUUAACUACCUGCAUAUAUAUAUAUAUGUAUACUUAUCUAUACCUUCUACUUAUAAUCGUUGCUUCUCUGCUUACAUUUUUGCAAAUUUAAUUGUUGAGUUAAUUGUUUUUGGCUGUAAUUAAAUUCGAUGCGAUUGCAAUUGCAAUACAUGCUUUAUUUAUAACUCGAUUAGGGCAAUUGCAAGCUGCUUUUGUUUAAUUCGCAUCCAAUCGAGUCUUGUAAUGUAUUGUAUGUCAAAUAUCAUAUUCUUUUUUAAUUACACAUUAGGUUCGAGAUUGAGUUCGGAUAUAUAUUCAAUCGUAUAUAUAUAUAUAUAUAUGCCUAGAGAACACCGUUUGGAAUGCGCCUUAUUAAUGGAUCUGAAAGUAAAACGAUAUAUUAUUGUGUAUGCAUAUAUGUAAAUAUAUAUAUGUACGUAAUUCUUAUUGAAAUGAAAUAUUUAAAAGAGAUUCUUAGCAAAAUAUAUAUACACAAUAUGUAAACGAAAUAUUUAAAUGCAAUCAUCUUAGUUUUUAAACUGUAAACUGUAAUCAAACUUAAUGAAAUUAAAAAUGGCUUGGCUAUUCGUA
Drosophila novamexicana is the source of this 2139-nucleotide messenger RNA. It is a transcript of the gene Ntan1, whose product is annotated as protein N-terminal asparagine amidohydrolase. Gene Ontology annotation, molecular function: protein-N-terminal asparagine amidohydrolase activity. Gene Ontology annotation, cellular component: nucleus. The record is from RefSeq and is a predicted model, not a curated record. Bases 445 to 1377 code for a protein of 310 amino acids. Gene Ontology annotation, biological process: ubiquitin-dependent protein catabolic process. NCBI's taxonomy places the organism in Eukaryota, Metazoa, Arthropoda, Insecta, Diptera, Drosophilidae. The transcript has 6 exons.